Messenger RNA from Iphiclides podalirius (scarce swallowtail), 540 nucleotides. The record is from the annotation of a GenBank genome assembly. Lineage: Eukaryota; Metazoa; Arthropoda; Insecta; Lepidoptera; Papilionidae.
AUGCGGCGACGCGAUUGGGCGGGCUCGCGCGAUAUUUCGCCGGUGGACGCAGCGGAGUCGCGUCGCUUGUGGGCUUAUCGCGACGCGGCCCCCGUGUUCACUUCUUGCAACGGUGUGAUGCGCGGCCGUCCGUACGAAUUUCAAAAUUCGAAUAGCGCGUUCCGAACGAACGCGGCGGCGGGACCGUACUAUCGGCGCUCGAACGCAAUCCGCGCCAAUUGGUUCGCGGAGCGCGUUUCCAUUUUACGACGUGCACUUUAUCGCGGGCCGUGGGACUGCGGGCUGGUGCUGGGCGGGCGUUAUCGGGCCCCGCCAGACGCCGUCCCCGGCAACUCGAUAUGCCUGUUUCGGCUACAACGGCAUCUCGGCAUCGCAAUCGCCGGCCAUCGGGAGUCGGCGGCGCGGCCCGGGAGAUGGCUCUGCCCCCGUCGCGAGAUACGGCGGGUGUCCGCGCGCGAUAAGCCCCUGCGCCCCGAUGCAAGCGGCGCGCCUCGACGCCCGCGCGGUGGCCACGCUUCUGCGUUCGUCGGGACUGCCCCA